AUGGCGUCCGCAGAGCUACAGUCGUGGAAGAGUCAUUUCCCGGCCGGAGAUCUCUGGGUAUUUGGUUACGGGAGCCUUAUAUGGAAGCCACCGCCACAUUACGAUCAGCGGGUUGCCGGGUAUAUCAAGGGCUACGUUCGUCGAUUCUGGCAGGUAGGUACGGACCAUCGUGGGACACCAGAAGCACCUGGCCGUGUGGUCACAGUUAUCGAGCGCUCGUUUUGGGAGUCCCUCUCUGACCCGCAACAAGAGCUUGAACGGACCACGGAUGGGUCUCUAGUCUGGGGAGCAGCAUACCACAUCCCUGCCUCACACGCAGACGAAGUGAGCGCAUACCUAGACGACCGAGAGAUAGAUGGCUACAGUGUACACUACACACCCUUUUAUCCAUACUCGAGUCCCAAGAGCGACGAAGCCCAGUCUGCGGCUAGUCUGCAGUCAAGAAAGUGUCUGGUCUAUAUUGGGCUCCCAAGUAACAUCCAGUUCUUGCGUGAACCAGCACUGCGCGAGCCAGAUGCUGUUGCCAGAGUUAUUCAUGCAAGCCGGGGCCAGAGCGGGGAGAACAGGGAUUAUCUCUAUUCCCUUGAGACCGCGCUCGAAGGCCUUGGACUGGGCUCUUCUGAUGUUCACGUCACAGACCUGGUACGGCGGGUGAAGGCCAUGGAGCAGAAGAACUGA
Messenger RNA from Nannizzia gypsea CBS 118893, 678 nucleotides. RefSeq lists its product as hypothetical. Gene Ontology annotation, biological process: glutathione catabolic process. The transcript is spliced from 5 exons. Gene Ontology annotation, molecular function: gamma-glutamylcyclotransferase activity; glutathione specific gamma-glutamylcyclotransferase activity. The record is from RefSeq and is a predicted model, not a curated record. Gene Ontology annotation, cellular component: cytoplasm. NCBI's taxonomy places the organism in Eukaryota, Fungi, Ascomycota, Eurotiomycetes, Onygenales, Arthrodermataceae. The coding region runs from base 1 to 678 and encodes 225 amino acids.